Molecule: messenger RNA, 3183 nt
Organism: Nannizzia gypsea CBS 118893
Lineage: Eukaryota; Fungi; Ascomycota; Eurotiomycetes; Onygenales; Arthrodermataceae
Exons: 5
Coding region: 1-3183 (1060 amino acids)
Biological process (GO): establishment of cell polarity; septin ring organization
Cellular component (GO): division septum; mating projection tip; nucleus
Molecular function (GO): protein binding; guanyl-nucleotide exchange factor activity
Source: RefSeq, a predicted model, not a curated record
AUGGCGGAGGACAACAUCAUCAACCGGCGAGGUGGCGAGUCGCUGUUCCAGAACUGCAGCAACCUAAAGAAGCGGUUGGCGGAAGUGCCUGGCUUCGAGCCUCACUUGGCCGAGAUGCAAGAGUUGGAUAGAACCAGCGAGGAGAACGACCCGGUCGCCUCGGUGUGGAAGUGUCUACGGCAAGGGUAUCCCCUAAUGACGAUAUAUAAUGCCACCCACCCUGCAGAGCCUCUCUCGAUCGACGAGAACAAGCUGCAGGAGAGGAACAGACCGAAGGCCGCCACCUUCAAGUUCCUUCAGGCCUGUCUGCAGGUGCUCAAAUUCCCGCAGCAGGAAUGCUUUCUCAUCACAGAUCUUUACGGUGACAGCACCACCGGGUUCGUAAAGGUCAUAAAAAUGGUCAACCGCGUAAUAGACAUACUCGAGCUUCAAGGCCAACUGUACAAAGUCUCGCAGUCGACAUCCCUGCCUUCCGAAGGUGGCAAGGCGAAACUUACCCGGAGAGAACACAUCCUGAAGGAGAUGCUCGAAACCGAACGAGACUACGUCCACCAUCUUCAAAACCUACAGGCGCUUAAGAAAGAGCUCGAAGAGACCGGUGCUCUGACCGGUGAUGUCAGCCAUCAGAUCUUCCUCAACCUCAAUAACCUGCUCGACUUUGCUCAACGGUUCCUCAUCCGGAUGGAACAGCAUAGCGCACUCCCAGAAGAGACCCAGAACUGGGGCGAUCUCUACCUAAACCACCACAAUGGAUUCCUCCAGUACGAGCCAUUUAUCGCCAACCAGCCCCGAUGUGAUCAGAUAUGUCAGAGAGAAUGGGACAAGAUCCAUACCGCGCCACGAUCCCCUGAUCUUCAGCAGAUGGUUGCCCAGCUGUCAACUCUCAAUGGCUUCUUUGUUAAGCCGUUCCAACGUCUUACCAAGUAUCCUCUUAUGCUUAUUGAGCUUCGAAAGCAAACAGAAAACCCUGGUCUCGAUGCCGACAUUGGCGAGGCUGUUAACAUGAUCCAAGUAAUCCUAGAUGACGCCAACCGCGCGAUCGAUAAAGAGCACCUAAUCUCCGCAGUCGAAGACCUUUCGCAACGAGUUGAGGAUUGGAAAGCCCUCAAGGUCGACCAAUUCGGUGAAUUAUUGCGAUACGGAACGUUUACCAUCCUGAAAGGCGAUAGUAGCAAAGACGCAGAAAGAGAGGUUCGUAUAAUUCUCUCCGACACCAAUUCACAGGCCUCCUUGCUUGGAAGCCGCCGGAGCUCCUUCACUGGUUCAGUCAUCCACCUCCUUUCAGCAAACUCCCACCGCAACUGGAGCUGGAAACAGCCCAAGGACCUUAAAUCCAUUUCUGUCUUCACUACACCAACACAAGCCGCCCAUCCCCUGGAACUCCUGUCCCCUGAUCAUUCCGCAAGCACAAAAACACUUGAAUUCAAUACCCCCCCUCCACCUGGACCCGGACACGGCUCGUUUGAGAACGUCACAACUUCGCCAUCCAAGCCUAGACGAUCUAUUUCUUCUAUCUUUUCCCUUUCGAAAAGUAGCAAACAUGCAUCAUCCCCAAUUACCCCUUCCAUACCCCAGCAGCGCCUCAGCAAGGCCCAUUAUCACAUAUAUCUAUUCGAGCAGAUCUUGCUCUGUUGCAAAGAUAUCUACCCGGCCAAGCAGAAGAGCAAGCUGAUGGGGAAAGAAAAAGUCGUACCAAACCCCAAAGUGAAACCAAAGCUCCAGCUUAAGGGCAGAAUUUAUAUGUCAAACGUUACUGAAAUACUAUCUCUUUCAAAGCCAGGAUCAUAUAAGAUACAGAUAUUCUGGAAAGGCGACCCGGGUGUUGUCGAUAACUUCGGUAUCCGCUACCGGGAUGAGGAUACAAUGAAUAAAUGGUAUAAGGAUAUCGACAAGCAACGGGCUCUUCAGUCACACGAACGCCCGUCCUCCAAACACCACGGCACUUCAGAGACAGAAUUCACAUACCUCAGGAAUACGCCCAAACCACCAAACCCUUACCAGGAGGAGUAUAGCACGGAAGAGGAGCUGUCAAGAGAGCCGACCAACACCUCCUUAUCAGAAUUCUCCACAUCACGAAAUGCAUCCAAUUCGAGCUUACGGGGACGCUCUGCUACUAACGGAAGUGGAGGCUCUGGUCAUCGACCGCAGCUUCCAAUGCCUAGUGUUCCUUUAACCGUACAUACCCAAUUCUCCCCUGGAGCUAUAUCCCCCGGCGAACGCAACGGUCCAUCCUAUUUCUCACCUACGGGAGAGGCGCCCCCAUCAACGCGGUCCAGCUCCCAAUCAACGGCCUUCUCGUACUCGCGUGGAGGAACACCAUCAAAUGCAUGGACCGAAGCGGAACAGAACCGAUACACCGCUCCAGCCAUGCCAAGGUCAGGCUCUCGAGACGGGUCAGGAAGCAACCCGUACUAUGGUAACGGCCCUCGUAACGCCCAGCGGCCGUCACUACCUCCAUUCUCGUCGAACCAAAACGGGCAGUCCGGAUCGCAGUCUCAAGCACAGGCACGGAUGAGGUCAGCAAGCAGUCCCGACAUCCACAAUGGUGUCGUACCAGACUCCCGCCGAUACAUGAACGGCGGACAUACCAUGCAGACUGUAGAUAACGUACCUGUACCUCCGAUACCCCCACACAUGGCAAACAUGCGAGCUCCCGUAAACAGGAGCCAAACCAGUUCUCCCACUGGGAACUCCCUUCCAAUACGCUCCGGCACACAAUCGCCCAAUUUACAACCACCACCUUCCCGCCAUGGCCACGGCCACCCACCACCAUUGGGCUAUAACUACGAGUCACACAUCCCCAACGGUCGACCACCACAACAACAACCUCCAACCUCUAUGCCUCAAUCCUCUCCAUUCGACGACGACUCUCAAAUGCCCAGUCAGCUCAAGGCCAAGAUCAACUUUGAUGAUAACUACGUCACUCUCGUGAUCGCGAGCAACAUACUUUUUCGCUCACUCACAGAUCGAGUAGACGCAAAACUAGCCCGGUUUACUGACCGGUCUAUUGGUGGUAACUCAGCCCGACUACGAUAUCGAGACGAAGACGGCGACUUCGUGACAAUCGAUAGCGACGAGGCUGUCCAACUUGCAUUUAUGGAAUGGCGCGAACAGCACCAGCAUGCGCUUGCCACCGGCCAAGUAGGUGAAAUCCAACUAUUCUGUCAACCGGUGGAAAAUUGA